AUGGAUUUAGUUACAUUUACUUCAACCUUCCUUUGUGUAGCUCUCAUCGCCAAUUUCAUGUACAGAAGGUUCUUAUUGCAUGAUAAAACAAAAAGACUUCCACCAGGUCCACCAAGAUUGCCCAUAUUUGGUAACCUUCUCCAAUUAGGAAAACUCCCUCACAGGGACCUAGCCUCUCUAUGUGACAGAUAUGGACCCUUAGUGUAUCUUCACUUGGGUAGCAUUGAUGCCAUCACCACCAAUGACCCUGAUAUCAUACGUGAAAUUCUAGUUCGUCAAGAUGAUGUGUUUGCAUCAAGACCUCGAACUCUUGCUGCAAUUCAUUUAGCAUAUGGGUGUGGGGAUGUGGCACUAGCCCCAUUGGGUCCAAAUUGGAAGAGAAUGAGGAGAAUUUGCAUGGAGCACUUGUUGACAACAAAGCGGCUCGAAUCAUUUGCUAAGCAUCGUGCUGAGGAAGCACAACAUUUAGUUUGUGAUGUUUGGGCUCGAGCUCGAACUGGUAAGGCUGUGAACUUGAGGGAAGUGUUGGGUGCAUUCUCGAUGAACAAUGUUACUAGGAUGUUGCUAGGGAAGCAAUAUUUUGGAGUUGAAUCAGCUGGCCCUCAAGAGGCUGUGGAGUUCAUGCAUAUAACCCAUGAGUUGUUUUGGCUAUUGGGAUUGAUAUAUUUGGGUGAUUACUUACCAUUUUGGAGGUGGGUUGACCCUUAUGGCUGUGAGAAGAAAAUGAGGGAAGUGGAGAAGCGAGUCGAUAAUUUCCAUACGAAGAUUAUAGCUGAACAUAGGAGGGCAAGGGACAGAAAGAGAAAGGAAAAAGACCAGGAUGAUGGAGAAUUGGAUUUUGUUGAUGUCCUACUUUCCUUGCCUGGUGAAGAUGGAAAACAACACAUGGAUGACAAAGAAAUUAAAGCUCUAAUUCAGGACAUGAUAGCUGCUGCCACAGACACUUCAGCUGUGACCAGUGAAUGGGCAAUGACCGAGGUGAUCAAGCACCCACGUGUCCUUAGAAAGAUCCAAGAAGAGCUCGAUUCCGUUGUGGGUCCCAAUCGAAUGGUCUCCGAAUCAGACCUACCGCAUCUAAACUACUUACGUUGCGUCGUUCGUGAAACAUUUCGCAUGCACCCAGCUGGGCCCUUUCUAAUCCCACAUGAAUCAGUGUGUGCCACAACCAUAAAUGGCUAUUACAUCCCAGCCAAGACACGCGUCUUCAUCAACACGCAUGGGUUGGGUCGAAACACCAAGAUUUGGGACAAUGUGAAUGAUUUUCGACCCGAAAGGCAUUGGCUAAGUGAUGGGAGUCGAGUCGAGAUUAGCCACGGUAACGAUUUCAAAAUACUUCCAUUCAGUGCUGGGAAAAGAAAGUGCCCCGGCGCACCGCUUGGGGUGACUUUGGUUUUGAUGGCUUUGGCUCGAUUAUUCCACUGCUUUGAUUGGACCCCGUCAGAAGGGUUGAAACCCGAAGAUAUAGAUACCAGUGAGGUGUAUGGGAUGACUAUGCCCAGGGUCGAGCCAUUGAUGGCCAUAGCUAGAACACGCUUGGCCGAGCAUAUGUAUCUCUGA
This is a messenger RNA of Quercus robur (English oak), 1557 nucleotides long. RefSeq names its product cytochrome P450 703A2. The transcript is spliced from 2 exons. The coding region runs from base 1 to 1557 and encodes 518 amino acids. Gene Ontology annotation, molecular function: monooxygenase activity; iron ion binding; oxidoreductase activity, acting on paired donors, with incorporation or reduction of molecular oxygen. Lineage: Eukaryota; Viridiplantae; Streptophyta; Magnoliopsida; Fagales; Fagaceae. The record is from RefSeq and is a predicted model, not a curated record.